AUGGCUGACUACGAACUAUUUCAGACCUAUGAGGCUGAUUUCCAAAUAGCCUACGAAGAAGCUCAAGAAAAAUUGAACCAGAUCAGAGACUUGGAUGGCGAACCAAGGAAAUCUGCAAUGAAGGCUGUAGAAAGAGCCACUGAUGAAUGCUAUGAAAUAAUUGAUCAAAUGAGCAUUGAAGUUCAAAACAUCUCCUCUUCUGAAAGAUCCUCUUUUAAUUCAAAGAUUCGUUCCUACAGAUCAAGUGUAGAAAAGCAAAAAAUUCAAUUGAAAAAACUAAUGGACGAUGAAGACAGAAGAAUCCUUUUCGGCUCCUCUCCUCAAUUUGACUACAAUAAUAACGAUCCAAACUAUUCUCAAAGGCAAUCUCUAUUAAGAGCAAAUGCCUCCCUAGAGAGAUCCUCUGAUAGACUAAGAGACUCUCAAAGAAUUGGCGCUGAAACUGAAAAUAUUGGUGCAGGUAUUUUAAAUGAUCUAAGAGGUCAAAGAGAACAAAUUAUAAAUUCAAGAAACACUUUAAUGGAUGCUGAUGGUUAUGUUGAUAAAAGUAUCAGAACUUUAAGAAAAAUGACAAGAAGAAUGGCCACCAAUAAAAUGAUAACUUAUGCAAUCAUAGCUGUUCUCAUAAUCUUGAUUUUCUUAGUCUUAUUAAGUAAAUUCUGGUAA
This is a messenger RNA of Ascoidea rubescens DSM 1968, 666 nucleotides long. It is a transcript of the gene VTI1, whose product is annotated as v-SNARE protein VTI1. Bases 1 to 666 code for a protein of 221 amino acids. Gene Ontology annotation, biological process: Golgi to vacuole transport; intra-Golgi vesicle-mediated transport; macroautophagy. The transcript has a single exon. Lineage: Eukaryota; Fungi; Ascomycota; Saccharomycetes; Ascoideales; Ascoideaceae. Gene Ontology annotation, cellular component: ER to Golgi transport vesicle membrane; Golgi apparatus; SNARE complex. Gene Ontology annotation, molecular function: SNAP receptor activity; SNARE binding. The record is from RefSeq and is a predicted model, not a curated record.